AUAAGAAACCACACAGAUAAGAAGCUGUUUGUGUGCGAAACAUGUGGGAAAGUUUUCAGAAAUAAUAGUACCUUGGUAAGGCACAUGAGAAUCCACACAGGUGAGAAGCCAUAUUCUUGUAAAACAUGCAAAAGAAAUUUCCAGCAUACUAAUAAACUGAAACUCCACAUGAUGACCCACACAGGUGAGAAGCCAUAUUUUUGUAAAACAUGCAAAAAGAAAUUCCGGCGCAAUUAUGCCUUGAAAGUCCACAUGUGGACCCACACAGGAGAGAAGCCAUAUUCUUGCAAAAUAUGUGGGAAUAGAUUUACGAGUAAACAAACAUUGGACUCUCAUACAAGAAUCCACACAGGUGUGAAGCCAUAUUCCUGCAACACGUGUGGGAAAAGGUUUUUUCGGAAAUCAACAUUGAACUGUCAUACAAGAAUCCACACAGGUGAGAAGCCAUAUUGUUGUAAAACAUGCAAAAAACAAUUCCAGCGUAAUUAUAAACUGAAACUCCACAUGAGGACCCACACAGGAGAGAAGCCAUAUUCUUGCAAAGUAUGUGGGAAUGGAUUUGCUCAUAAAUCAACAUUGAACUCUCAUACAAGAAUCCACACAGGUGAGAAGCCAUAUUGUUGUAAAACAUGCAAAAAACAAUUCCAGCGUAAUUAUACAUUGAAAGUCCACAUGAGGACCCACAUGGGGGAAAAGCUGCAUCUCUGCAGCACAGAGGUUCCAGAGAUUAAAGAGUAACAGGAGGAACUAAAAGGAGUUUGACACUCCUCACUUCAGGGUUACACUCUGUAAUAAGUGUUGGGUUACACACUAUGUCUACACACUACCUCAGCAAUGAGGUCACUGAGGUUAUUUCUUCGUUAGAGGAAGAUUGUCCAUCUGUUUUGGGUUAUUGGAUUGCAAUGGGAUAGUGCUUGAUCACCUGAACGUACAGGUGUACAUGCAGCAGAGAUAGAGGAUAUGGCUGGUGGGAUGCUGGGCUUCAGAAGCUCACGUGUAAUGCAUACUGGUACAUGCAGGCAGUCCCUGCACGGCUCCGCGAGCAGGAGAACUCAGCUUUAGGAUUCAGGGGAUCUAUUGGCAGAAAUGGAAUAUAGUAUUCAUAACUGUGUUUUCUUUCGUCUAUAAUCACCUGAAACUAAGAAUCGUUGUGUUUUCAUUAGAUUAGAACGAGCCCUUCAUAUCUACAUGAGGAGCGUGUCCUCUUCCACUGAGACCCCCAUGUUGCCUCUUUAGUAUCCCAGAACCUUUUUAAGGGGAAAGUUAAUGUUGUAACUGACAAUGAUGAACACUGUUAACCAAGAUGAAUGUUACUGCAUUGUAUGCAACGAUGACACUGAGCAUGGAUGAUUGUAGCAACACUGUUAAUAUAAUGUGUUAUACUGCUGCACAUUGUUUGGAGACUGACUGACAGAACAUAUUGCUGGAAAGGCCAGAAGUUAUAGAAGCUUAAGGAGAACGUAUUCAUAUCACACAUGUUUGUUACCAACCAUGCAUCACAUUGUACGCUUUGUAAAUAAUGAAUGUGUGUAUACAUUGUCUUGAAGAGAUGCUAUAAAGUAAUUU
Cottoperca gobio is the source of this 1566-nucleotide messenger RNA. Its product is annotated as gastrula zinc finger protein XlCGF49.1-like. Gene Ontology annotation, biological process: regulation of transcription by RNA polymerase II. Lineage: Eukaryota; Metazoa; Chordata; Actinopteri; Perciformes; Bovichtidae. The record is from RefSeq and is a predicted model, not a curated record. Gene Ontology annotation, molecular function: DNA-binding transcription factor activity, RNA polymerase II-specific; RNA polymerase II cis-regulatory region sequence-specific DNA binding. Bases 85 to 738 code for a protein of 217 amino acids. The transcript has a single exon.